This is a messenger RNA of Haliotis rubra (blacklip abalone), 2020 nucleotides long. RefSeq names its product RYamide receptor-like. Gene Ontology annotation, biological process: neuropeptide signaling pathway. Gene Ontology annotation, cellular component: membrane. The record is from RefSeq and is a predicted model, not a curated record. Bases 20 to 1174 code for a protein of 384 amino acids. The transcript is spliced from 2 exons. Lineage: Eukaryota; Metazoa; Mollusca; Gastropoda; Lepetellida; Haliotidae. Gene Ontology annotation, molecular function: neuropeptide Y receptor activity.
AAGGACGGACGGAGUCAAGAUGAGUGGGCAGAACAACUACUCAGUUUUCUUGCAAACAACGGAACUCUUUACCAACGCUUCCGGCGCCCCUCAAGGAGAUUCUAGCGUCAGCCUCACAGUCACAAUUAUCCUCGUCCUCAUGUACAUCCUCACCAUCCUCGUCGCCGUCAGCGGGAACCUCGCCGUCUGCUACAUCAUCCUCUCCGACCACCGGAUGAGGACAGUAACAAACCUCUUCCUCCUGACCCUGGCCCUGAGUGAUAUCAUCAAGGCUGUGAUCUGCAACCCGUUCUCUGUAUUCGCUAACCUGAAGCUGUACUGGCCGUUCGGGAGUGUGAUGUGCCCAGUGUGGCAGUACCUGCAGGUGGUCGCCGUGUACGUCAGCUCUCUCACCCUAGUCGCCAUGAGUCUGGACAGGUUCGUCGCCAUCUUAUUCCCCCUAAAACCACGGAUGUCAAAGAGUCGUCUGUUGGUUAUAAUUGUGUUAAUUCUCUUCCUGUCCUGCGCGCUGCCUUUACCAACAGCCAUCAAAUCAAAGGUGACAUUUCCCAAACCCCAGUUUCCCAAUGACCCUUCAUCCAAUGGGCUCUGUCUGGAGAAAUGGGACAAUGACUUCCACAAGUAUGUGUACAGUAUGGGUAUUAUGGUAACACAGUACUUUUUACCCCUGUCGGUUCUGGCGUUUACAAACGGAUGUAUCGGAUAUGUCGUGUGGAUUAAGAAGCCACCCGGAGAAGCGGACUCUGGACGGGACAACAGACUAGCUGCAUCCAAGAGACGGAUGGUGAAGAUGAUCAUCGUGGUGGUGGUGAUCUACGCCGUGUGCUGGCUACCUCUACACGUCCUCACCCUGGUGGGGGACCGGGACCAGAGCAUCUACAACAACAGCUACAUGAACGUCGUCUUCCUCGCCAUCCAGUGGCUGGCAACCAGUCACUCCUGCUACAACCCCUUUGUCUACUUCUGGAUGAACCCAAAGUUUAGGAAUGGUUUCAAGAGAAUGUUGCGGUUCAUUCAACUGCGGAAAAUGAAGGAAAAAGACGUCAAUGUCCCCUUCCACGCUGAUCAUCUGGACAGGGAGGCAUCAAGUCAUUUUGACUCAUGUGGUUCCAGGUACUACCACAGCACAAGAACCGGCAGCAGUAACCACGUGCAGGGUGUGGACUGUAUGUAGGUGAUGUCAUGCACAGAGUGUGGACUGUAUGUAGGUGAUGCCAUGCACAGAGUGUGGACUGUAUGUAGGUGAUGCCAUGUACAGAGUGUGGACUGCAUGUAGGUGAAGCCAUUUGCAGGAUGUGGACUGUAUGUAGGUGAGGCCAUUUGCAGGAUGUGGAUUCCACGUACAUAGUUUGGACUUUAUGUAGGUGAUGCCAUUUGCAGGGUGUGGAUUCCACGUACAGAGUGUGUUGACUGUAUGUAGCUGCUACACAGUGGGUGAUGCCAUAUGCAGAGUGUGGAUUCCACAUACAGAGUGCGGACUCUAUGUAGGUGAAGCCAUUUGCAGGAUGUGGAUUCCACGUACAUAGUUUGGACUUUAUGUAGGUGAUGCCAUGUGCAGAGCGUGGACUGUAUGUAAGUGAUGCCAUAUGCAGAGUGUGGAUUCCACGUACAGAGUGUGGACUGGAUGUAGGUGCUACUAUAAUGAAGUGUAAAUCUUUGAAUCCACUCUGUGGGUAAGCUCGCAUAUUUCAGUCGAAGGAACAUUGGUGCAUUCUGGGCAGCCGGAACGUCUGUUUUGCAUCAAGGGCGUUUUACAGAUUCCCUGUAUACUAGCUUGGUGAAUUCAUUCCGGAACAGAAUUUGUGUAUUGUUUGAAAACAGGAGGCUACAGUGUUACCUUGCGUCUAACAGAGAAUAGACACGCACGGAUGUUGAAAUGAAUCUGUGAGCAAUGUAAGCCUUCUUACUUGUACCUUGUGUGGUGAUUAAACAGACCGAACUAAACACCAAACAACAUGUUAGUUGCACAUGAAUAAAAAAAAAAGUUUGAAUGGACUGAAAUAAAAGGCAACUGUUUGGA